CGUUCUGCCUUCAUGCACGUUCAGAUUGACGCCUCAAACGCACGCGACGCCACACAGCCAUGUCUUUCGGACAAGUUACCCGGAGUUUGGUUAAACCAGCUCGGGGUGUCCUGCGGUCCUCGUCCUCGGCGUUGAACCGGAACUACGCCGCUGUCGCGGAAGCCAGAGCGGUGCUGGAGAGCGAGCUCGACGGUAUCCGAGCCGCGGGGACGUGGAAAGCGGAGAGGGUCAUUACGUCAAAGCAGGGACCUCACAUCAACGUGGACGGCAGCCGUAGCAGCAUUUUGAAUUUCUGUGCCAACAACUACCUGGGACUGUCCAGCCACCCGGGGGUGGUGCAGGCGGGGAUUGACGCUCUGAAGUCAUAUGGCGCUGGGUUGAGCUCUGUCAGAUUCAUCUGUGGCACACAGGAUCUACACAAAAAUCUGGAGCAGAAGCUAGCCGAGUUCCAUGAGAGGGAGGACUGCAUCCUCUAUGCUAGCUGUUUUGAUGCUAACGCUGGACUGUUUGAGGUUCUGUUGGGCCCGGAUGACGCGGUGCUGUCUGAUGAGCUAAACCACGCCUCCAUCAUCGAUGGGAUCCGACUGUGUCGAGCAAAGAGGCUGCGCUACAAACACAUGGACCUCAGUGAUCUGGAGAGCAAGCUCAAAGAGUCUCAGUCGUCUCGUAUGCGCCUGGUGGUGACGGAUGGAGUCUUCUCUAUGGACGGAGACGUGGCUCCCCUAACAGGGAUCUGUGACCUGGCGGAGCAGUACGGAGCCAUGGUGUUUAUAGACGAAUGCCACGCCACUGGUUUCCUGGGGCCCCGGGGCAGAGGGACGGACGAGCUCCUGGGAGUGAUGGACAGAGUUCACAUUGUAAACUCCACCCUGGGGAAAGCUCUGGGAGGAGCCGCUGGGGGCUACACGGUUGGCCCUAAGCCUCUCAUCGACCUGCUGAGGCAGCGCUCGCGGCCCUACCUGUUCUCCAACUCCCUCCCCCCCCCGGUGGUGGGCAGCGCCCUGCGAGCGGUGGAGCUGCUGCUCGCCUCCAGUGAGAUCUCACAGAGCAUGACGGCCAAAACCAUGAGGUUCAGGAACAAGAUGACCGAGGCCGGCUUCACCAUCGCGGGCUCGGCUCACCCAAUCUGUCCUGUGAUGCUGGGCGACGCGCGCCUGGCCUCCCUCAUGGCCGACGACAUGCUGAAGCUAGGAGUGUAUGUGAUUGGAUUCUCCUUCCCAGUCGUACCAAAGGGCAAAGCCAGGAUCCGCGUCCAGAUCUCCGCCGCCCACACAAACGAAGACAUCGACCACUGCGUCGACGCUUUCAUCCAGACGGGCAGAAAGCACGGCGUCGUCUCCUGAGAAAGGGACAAGUAAGCAGAACUCAGAAAGAUCCAGGAACCAGAAUGAGCUACUGAACAACGAUGAAGCGCUUUCUCUUACAGAUUGUGUCGCCUGUUACUCAAGACCUAUGAAUGUCGAUGAUGGAAAUAUUAGUUACAUCUGUAGGUCAACAGAGGUCAGUGUUGUUUUGUCUUUGCUGAAUAAAGCACAUUUGCCGACAUG
This is a messenger RNA of Etheostoma cragini (Arkansas darter), 1547 nucleotides long. RefSeq names its product glycine C-acetyltransferase (gene gcat). The record is from RefSeq and is a predicted model, not a curated record. The transcript is spliced from 9 exons. Gene Ontology annotation, biological process: biosynthetic process; L-threonine catabolic process. The coding region runs from base 60 to 1343 and encodes 427 amino acids. Lineage: Eukaryota; Metazoa; Chordata; Actinopteri; Perciformes; Percidae. Gene Ontology annotation, molecular function: glycine C-acetyltransferase activity; pyridoxal phosphate binding.